Fusarium verticillioides 7600 is the source of this 1277-nucleotide messenger RNA. RefSeq lists its product as hypothetical. Gene Ontology annotation, molecular function: protein binding. The record is from RefSeq and is a predicted model, not a curated record. The coding region runs from base 177 to 1229 and encodes 350 amino acids. The transcript is spliced from 3 exons. Lineage: Eukaryota; Fungi; Ascomycota; Sordariomycetes; Hypocreales; Nectriaceae.
ACGACCAGCGAAUCCCCGCUGUUGAGUGAUUACCGGUACCCACCUUACCUUAGUAGGCUGGCGGCUAGACUAUCUACGCAACUUCAUACCUUCAAGAUCAACAAUGUUUCUACAGACAGACCUUACUCCGGACACAACAACACUUUACUUAGUUUUGCUUGCUAAAGCUGAUCUCAAUGGAUGAAUAUUCUCACCUGACAUACCGCUCUUUGCAUCUAAAUGAUCACACUCUAGAUGAGAAUAUUCCCGCUUUGACAUCCGAAUCCUCACGUCGUAGCUUUCCAUUACCCAUCUCAAGCCUCGAUGCUCUCGAUCGCCUCCCACCAGAAUUACUCGAGCAAAUCCUUCUCUAUCUUGACAUACGCGCUCUCAUCAACUUUCAAUAUAUUAAUAGGCGCUCCGCUGACCUCGUCAAUCACCUUCCCACAUACAAAGUCAUUGUUACUCAUGCAAGAAACGCGUUACGUGGUAUCCUAUGUAUCCAGACUGGCAAGUGGAUCACUUGCUCAAUGUUACUCGAAAAACUACGCACAUCAAGUUGCGACAAAUGUGGCGACUUUGGCGGCUAUCUUUAUCUUCUGACUUGCAAACGCGUUUGUUUCCUCUGCCUGUCGCAAGAAAAGGAAUACCUGCCGCUGGGGUUAAGCCAUGCAUAUCGGAAGUUUGGCCUAGAGAGAGCUGAGGUUCAAAAGCUACCUUGUCUGAGGGUCAUACCUGGAACAUAUUCGCCAAAUGAGAAGAAAGCUAACGAGACUGUCUUGGUUGACUAUGAAGCCGCACUUAACUGUGCCCUUGCCCAUCAUGGAUCAUUAGAUGCGAUGCAUACAUAUGUCACUAAUCAGCUUGCAAAAAGACAGGAGGAUUAUGAGAAAAGGUUGAUGCAGGUACAGCAAGUGGAAGGCUCGCGCCACAUCCGAAAACCCCCGACAGGAGACCCUCACGAUGGACGUUGGGGAAAUCCGUUUCGAUUUGUGGCCAUUGUUUCUGUUCCGUGGCUAGACAGAUCAUCUCUUGAUACGAUAGAAUGGGGGUUUCAUUGUUUGGGCUGCGCAAGGUCCAGCCGCCCUCCCUUUCAUAAGAGGCGGAAAUUCGUUAGAUCAUCUUUUCAUGAUCAUAUUCGAGAGUGCGACAACAUUGAAAAUGGAAUGCAUUUAAACCUUAAAGCUAUGAGGAAAAAGGGAUACAAAGUAAUUUGUAUAAAUUAUAUAAUGGCCGUAUUCCUCUCUUGAAGCUGUCCAAAGGACGGCCGAAAUGUGCAAUGUUUUUCCUGAUGGGCC